GGCAAGAUACAAAAUGUGUUGAAGGGCCCCAGCAUACUUGCUUAGCCUAACGCCAUUUUUGAGCAGGGCCUGAAAAGUAACUAGAGGUCAGAAAAACAACUUGUACCCUGGAUGAGAGCCAAGUCAGCAGGCGUGUCGAGCUCGGGGAAAAACCACGAGCUGUCCUGAGUUUGAACCUGGCCUCAUACGAAUCGUCCAAUCAGAACCCUGUAAACUAUGCUUCCUGCUUCUGUACCCGCCCUUCCGCUGCCCAACCCUAUAAAAACCCUCCACUCCAGCCCGUGGGCGUGCCAGUCUCUUCAGCCUCUGGAGGGACUGUAUCGCCCCGGGUACCCGUGUUCCUGAAUAAAGCCUCUUGCUGUUUGCAUCUGACUUGUGGUCUCGGUGUGAUCUCUGGGCGAGGGUCUCUCCAGAGGGAAGACUCCAGUCGGGGGUCUUUCAUUUGGGGGCUCGUCCGGGAUUUGAGACCCCCGCCUCGGGACCACCGACCCACUGUCAGGAGGUAAGCUGGCCGGCCACUGUCUGUCUGUAUUGUCUCAGUCUGUUUACUUGUCUUUCGUUUUCGUCGGAUGUCCUAAGUCAGGUCUGAGUCGGUGGGGGCUGAAGGAGCUGACGAGCUCGGACUUCGCCCACCGAAACCCUGGAAGACGUUCCACGGGUAUCUGAAGUCCCCUCUGGGGCACGGAAAGUCCCCUCUGGGGCACGGAAAGUCCCCUCUGGGGCACGGGAAGUCCCCUCUGGGGCACGGUUUUUCGGGGCCACCCACGCAUCAGAAGGAUACGUGGUACUGGCAGGGGACGGAGAAUUCAAACACUCCGCGUCCCCAUCUGAGUUUUUGCUUUCGGUUUUACGCCGGAGCCGCGCAGCGAAAAAUUCUGUGGUCUGUCUUGCCUGUUUGUUUCUCGUUGUGUGUUUAACCCUUCUUUAUUUGGAGACCACCAUGGGACAGGCUGUCGCCACCCCAUUGAGCCUAACCAAGGACCACUGGUCCGAUGUUAAGGCCCGAGGAAACAAUGAAGGUGUCAUUGUCAGGAAGAAGAAAUGGAUCACCUUCUGCGAGGCCGAAUGGGUCAUGAUGAAUGUCGGCUGGCCGCGAGAGGGAUCUUUUAACCUCUCUCUUAUUUCGCAGGUGGAGGGUAAGGUUUUCGCCCCUAGCCCUUAUGGGCAUCCCGACCAGGUCCCAUAUAUCACCAUCUGGAGAUCACUGGUCGAGAACCCAUUUCCAUGGGUUAAGCCUUUCCUUCCGCAGCCCCCUCCAGUCUCUGGGCCUUCUGCGCCCCCCAACCCAGACUCCUCCCUUUACCCCGUGCUCCCUCACAAGGAGACUCCUAAGCCUCCAGUCCUUCCCCCAGACCCCAAUACUCCCCUUAUAGAUCUCCUGAUGGAGGACCCACCACCAUAUCGAGCCGGACCACCUGGAGAGCCGGCCAAAGCGGCCCCAGCCGCCGCCCCGGUGGCGGCGUCCCCGGCCGUGCCCGUGGCAGAUCCGGAAGUCACCUCGACUCGCAGGACCCACGGGACUGAAGAAGAGGACGCAGCCCCGUCCCCCAUUGCCGGCCGCCUCCGCGGCCGCCGGGAUGGCCCCCCUAUUGAGUCCAGGGCCUUCCCGCUUAGAGAGGGGCCGAAUCGCCAGUUGCAGUACUGGCCCUUUUCAGCCUCAGACCUCUAUAAUUGGAAACAACAUAAUCCCCCUUUCUCCAGGGAUCCUGUUGCCUUAACCGGCCUAAUUGAGUCCAUCCUAGUGACUCACAGGCCGACUUGGGACGACUGUCAGCAGCUCCUGCAGACCCUCUUAACAGUAGAGGAGAAGCAGAGAGUUUUCCUGGAGGCCCGGAAGCAGGUUCUGGGCGACGAUGGGAGGCCAACCCAACUCCCAAAUAUCAUCGAUGCAGUUUUUCCCUUGACCCGCCCAGACUGGGACUUCAAUACACCUGAAGGUAGGGAGCAUCUACGUCUCUAUCGCCAGUUGCUCUUAGCGGGUCUCCGAGCGGCCGCCAGAAGGCCUACCAAUUUGGCCCAGGUAAGGAAUGUGAUACAGGGAAAGGAAGAAACACCCGCUGCAUUUUUAGAGAGGCUGAAGGAGGCUUAUAGGAUGUACACUCCGUAUGAUCCAGAAGACCCAGGGCAAGCACCAGGUGUCAUCCUAUCAUUUAUCUAUCAGUCUAGCUCAGAUAUCAGAACCAAAUUGCAGCGGCUGGAAGGUUUACAGGCGCUAGGUUUGCCAGACUUAUUGAAGGAAGCAGAGAAAGUGUUCAAUAAGAGAGAAACUCCUGAGGAGCGUGAGGAAAGGAGAUGGCAGAAACAAGAGGAAAGGGACAAGAAACAGCAUAGGGAGAUAAAAAAGGUUUUGGCCGCCGUUGUGUCUCAGGGACAGCGGAGAGAGGGAGAUAGGUCGGGAGAGCGAAGGAGGCCACCCCUUGAUAAAGAUCAAUGUGCUUACUGCAAGGAGAAGGGACACUGGGCCCGAGAGUGCCCCAAGAAGCCACAAGGACCCCGCCGGCCCAAGCCCAAGACUGUAGACCUCCUUAGUCUGGAAGACUAGGGGAGUCGAGGCCAGGAGCCCCCCCCUGAGCCUAGGAUAACCCUCAAGAUCGGGGGGCAGCCCGUGACCUUCCUGGUUGAUACUGGUGCCGAACAUUCAGUCCUAACCCAUGCCGGAGUGCCUCUUAGCCGGCAUUCUGCACUGGUGCAGGGGGCAACUGGAAACAAGAGGUAUUAUUGGACUGCCGAGAGAAAAGUCCAACUGGCAUCAGGGCAAGUAACUCACUCCUUUCUGCACAUACCUGAAUGCCCCCAUCCGCUGUUAGGACGGGACCUAUUAACCAAAUUGAAGGCACAAAUCUAUUUUGAUGAGAAGGGACCGAGGGUCACGGGUCCUAAAGGAGACUCUCUACAAAUCCUUGCCCUCAGUUUAGAAGAAGAAUACCGUUUGUUUGAACCAGAACCCCCGGAGAAAUCUCCUGAGGAACUACAGAACUGGCUGAGAGAGUUUCCUCAGGCCUGGGCAGAGACUGGGGGCUUGGGGCUGGCACACGAUCAGCCACCGCUGGUGAUCUCACUAAAGGCCUCCGCAACUCCCGUUUCAAUUAGACAAUACCCAAUGUCACGGGAAGCUCAUGAGGGGAUCAAGCCCCAUAUUCGAAGGCUCCUAGACCAAGGGGUGCUAAAGCCCUGCCAGUCCCCUUGGAACACCCCUCUCUUGCCUGUUAAGAAACCGGGGACAGGGGACUACAGGCCGGUCCAGGACUUGAGAGAGGUCAAUAAGCGGGUGGAGGACAUACACCCCAUGGUGCCCAACCCCUAUAACCUUCUGAGCACCCUCCCACCGACCCACGUCUGGUACACUGUGCUAGACCUGAAGGAUGCCUUCUUUUGUUUGAGACUGCACCCUCAAAGUCAAAUGCUAUUCGCUUUUGAAUGGAGGGACCCAGAAAAAGGGCUUUCGGGACAGUUAACCUGGACCCGGCUCCCUCAGGGCUUCAAAAAUAGCCCAACCCUCUUUGAUGAGGCCCUACAUGCAGAUCUGGCCGGAUUCCGGGUCGAACACCCAACCCUGACUCUGCUCCAGUACGUGGAUGAUCUACUCCUGGCGGCCAGGAGUCGAACCGAGUGCCUGGAGGGCACUCGAGCCUUAUUGGCCAGACUUGGACAAAAGGGCUAUAGAGCCUCAGCCAGAAAGGCUCAAAUAUGCCGAGACAAGGUUACCUACCUGGGCUACACCCUGAGCGGGGGGCAAAGAUGGUUAACAAGAGCGAGGAAGGAGACGAUAAUCUCCAUCCCCCCUCCUCGGAACCCCCGCCAAGUUCGAGAGCUCCUGGGUACGGCUGGGUACUGCCGCCUUUGGAUUCCUGGCUUUGCCGAACUGGCAGCCCCAUUGUACCCCCUCACUAAACCAGGGGCCAUGUUCCAAUGGGAGGAGAAGCAUCAGAAAGCGUUCCAACAGAUCAAGAAGGCCUUACUCGAGGCCCCGGCUCUGGGUCUGCCAGAUCUAACCAAGCCCUUUGAGCUGUUUGUGGAUGAGAACUCAGGUUUUGCCAAAGGGGUACUGGUGCAAAGACUGGGACCUUGGAGGAGACCUGUAGCGUACUUGUCCAAGAAAUUGGACCCGGUGGCUACAGGAUGGCCAUCAUGCCUCCGCAUGGUGGCAGCCAUCGCCGUAUUACUUAAGGAUGCCGGGAAGCUGACUCUGGGACAGCCGUUGACUGUGCUGGCCUCCCAUGCAGUGGAGGCCUUGGUCCGACAACCACCGGACAGAUGGCUUUCUAACGCCAGAAUGACUUACUAUCAGGCCUUACUGCUGGACUCAGACCGGGUAAAUUUUGGGCCGACAGUUUCCCUUAACCCUGCUACCUUGCUGCCACUGCCUAGCCCCUCCGAGGAGCAUGACUGCCUCCAGAUUCUAGCCGAAGCACAUGGCACCCGCCCUGAUCUGACAGAUCAGCCGCUUAAGAAUCCAGACGCUGUCUGGUACACAGAUGGGAGCAGUUUCCUGGAGGAGGGGAAACGCAGAGCCGGGGCAGCUAUAACCACCGAAUCGGAAGUGGUAUGGGCAUCGUCACUCCCGCCCGGGACAUCGGCCCAGCGCGCAGAACUGAUUGCGCUCACCCAAGCUCUCCGGAUGGCAGAAGGUAAGAAGCUCACAGUUUAUACUGACAGCAGAUAUGCCUUUGCCACUGCGCAUGUCCACGGGGAAAUCUACAGACGGAGAGGCCUGCUGACGUCCGCGGGUAAGGAAAUCAAAAACAAAAAAGAGAUCCUAGACCUCCUAAAGGCCCUGUUCCUCCCGCUCCAACUCAGUAUUGUCCACUGCCCAGGGCAUCAAAAGGAUGACUCUGCGGUAGCCAGAGGGAAUCGGCUGGCGGAUCUGACUGCCCGAACAGUGGCUUCCCAGCCAGCAGGGAGCAGCCAGUUGAUGGCCAUACGAGAACCACAGCCUGAGAGAGACCCCGUGCCCUAUAGCCCAGAAGACCAUGAGCUAGCAAAGAAAAUGGGGGCGGACUGGGAACAAGGAAGACAGGCAUAUAUACUAGGGGACCGGAUGGUCAUGCCAACCUCCCAUACCCGAUACAUGCUAAGAUUCCUCCAUGCUUUGACCCAUUUGAGCAAAAACAAGAUGAAGACCCUAUUGGACAGAGAAAACACCUGGACAGUGCUGCUGAACCAGGAUCAGGUACUUCAGCAGGUAACUUCUACCUGCCCAGCCUGUGCUCAAGUCAACGCAGGAAAGGUUCAUCUAAACAAGGGGGCCCGCCAAAGAGGCCAUCGUCCUGGUGUUCAUUGGGAAAUAGACUUUACAGAAGUAAAACCCGGACUCUACGGGUACCGGUACCUCCUGGUCUUCGUGGACACUUUUUCUGGAUGGAUCGAGGCAUUUCCAACCAAGAAUGAGACGGCUAACGUGGCAACAAAGAAACUGUUGGAAGAAAUCUUCCCCAGAGGCACAUCUUCAAGCCCUCCAACUGGUGCAGAGGGAGAUCUGGAAGCCCCUGGCCAAGGCCUACCAGGAGCAGCUAGACAAGCCGGUGGUGCCCCACCCCUUCCAGAUCGGGGACUCCGUUUGGGUCCGACGACACCAGACCAAGAAUCUGGAACCACGGUGGAAGGGGCCCUACACUGUCUUGCUGACCACCCCCACUGCACUCAAGGUCGACGGGAUUGCUGCAUGGAUCCACGCCUCGCAUGUGAAGGCUGCCAGGGAACCCGACCCAGCAGGAUCCAGAAAGUCAACAUGGACAGUGCGCCGCACACGAAACCCCCUAAAAAUAAGGUUGGCCCGCGGCUCCUCUUCCUCCCCCUCCUCUUAAUCUCUGCCUACCCCCAGGGGACUAGGGCGGCAGAGAGCCCGCACCUAGUUAAGAGGCUCACUUGGCAGGUUAUCUCACAAACUGGGGAGAUGGUCUGGCAAACGACCGCCCUUCACACCCCCUUCACAUGGUGGCCCAACUUGCAUCCAGAUCUCUGCCAACUAGUAGCAGGGUCAGGGGACUGGGACAUCCCUACCACUGACCCCAUGAACCCCAGAGCACCAGACGUCUGUCAGGAUGGUAAGGGAACUUGCAAAUGUAGUGACGGGAGAUAUGGAUGUGGUCACCCUGAAACCAGAGCAGCCCUGUCACAACUAUCCUUUUACGUCUGCCCCCGGGAUGGUAGGGACAGAAAGAUGAUUAGACAAUGUGGGGGUUAUGAAAGUUACUUCUGUAAAGCAUGGGGAUGUGAAACAACUGGUAAUACCUAUUGGGAGCCUUCAUCCACUUGGGACCUCAUUAGGGUAAAAAGGGCUACCCAAAGAGAAAGCCACUCAUGGCGUCCUCUUACUCAAGGACGUUGUUGGGGAACUGUCACGCCAGGAAGAGAUAACACUUACUGGAAAGGGGGGGGGCCCUGUGUAAAUUUCACCUGCAACCCCCUGAAUAUAUCUUUUACUCAAAAGGGAAGGGAGAUAACACAAGACUGGAUUAAAGGUAGAACAUGGGGACUUAGACUUUACAUGACGGGAUGGGACCAGGGAGUCGUGUUUACGAUUAGGCUUAAAAUCACAGAGCCCUCCGCCUCUAUAGGUCCCAACCAGGUUCUCUCUGACCAAAAGCGCCCCUUUUUACCCGCUCCGGCACCCCCGAGGGCUACCCCCCGACCCAAUUCGGCCAUUCGCCCAAGCACGGCUCCGAAUGCCACUAUAACCCCAGUCACCCUCCAGCCACCCAGGCCCGGUACGGGAGACCGGCUAUUGAAUCUUAUAGAGGGCGCUUACUCAGCCCUCAAUGUUACCAACCCAAAUCAGACUCAGGAAUGCUGGUUAUGCCUAGUCUCCACACCCCCCUAUUAUGAGGGGGUGGCCGUAGUCGGAAGCUUCACCAAUUCUUCUUCACCCCCGUCAGGAUGUGCCUCGACACCUCAGCAUAAGCUCACAAUCUCCGAGGUGUCAGGACAAGGACUAUGUCUGGGGAUAGUACCCUACACCCACCAACACCUGUGUAACCGCACCCAGGCACUUGUUCCAGGACCCCACUAUCUCGUGGCUCCCAACGGGACUUAUUGGGCCUGUAGCACUGGACUUACACCAUGCCUCUCCUCCUCAAUACUAGCCAACACGGCCGAUUAUUGUGUGCUCAUAGAACUGUACCCCAAGAUAGUCUACCGUGCACCUGAAGAUAUCUAUGCCCGAUAUGAGACAGGGGUCCCCCGUAUAAAAAGGGAGCCAGUCUCGCUAACCCUGGCCCUGAUACUAGGUGGGUUAACUAUGGGAGGAGUCGCUGCCGGAAUAGGCACAGGUACCACUGCCCUCAUGGAAACCAACCAGUUCAGACAACUCCAGGUUGCCAUGCAUACCGAUAUCCAGGCACUGGAGGAGUCCGUGAGUGCCUUGGAAAAGUCACUCACCUCCCUGUCUGAAGUAGUUCUGCAGAACCGGAGGGGAUUAGACCUCCUCUUCCUGCAGGAGGGGGGGUUAUGUGCCGCCCUUAAAGAAGAAUGUUGCUUCUAUGCGGAUCAUACUGGGGUGGUGAGAGAUAGCAUGGCUAGAUUAAGAAAAAGAUUAGAGCAAAGACAAAAACUCUUUGAAGAACAGCAGGGAUGGUUUGAAGGAUGGUUCAGAAGGUCCCCCUGGCUCACCACCCUCAUCUCCACCCUUAUAGGACCCCUUCUGAUUUUAUUGCUCCUUCUGACGCUCGGGCCCUGUAUCCUAAACAGACUUGUCCAAUUUAUCAGGGAACGCGUUUCUACUAUUCAGACCUUGGUAUUGACCCAACAAUACCAACGACUCAACCAGGUGGAAAUGGAGCCACAUCCCUAUUCUUCCCCAUGAAUGGAGGAUUCCAUUCCCUGAGAUAAGAAAAUGGGGGAAUGAAGGGCCCCAGCAUACUUGCUUAGCCUAACGCCAUUUUUGAGCAGGGCCUGAAAAGUAACUAGAGGUCAGAAAAACAACUUGUACCCUGGAUGAGAGCCAAGUCAGCAGGCGUGUCGAGCUCGGGGAAAAACCACGAGCUGUCCUGAGUUUGAACCUGGCCUCAUACGAAUCGUCCAAUCAGAACCCUGUAAACUAUGCUUCCUGCUUCUGUACCCGCCCUUCCGCUGCCCAACCCUAUAAAAACCCUCCACUCCAGCCCGUGGGCGCGCCAGUCUCUUCAGCCUCUGGAGGGACUGUAUCGCCCCGGGUACCCGUGUUCCUGAAUAAAGCCUCUUGCUGUUUGCAUCUGA
Molecule: messenger RNA, 8193 nt
Organism: Peromyscus californicus insignis
Lineage: Eukaryota; Metazoa; Chordata; Mammalia; Rodentia; Cricetidae
Exons: 2
Biological process (GO): DNA integration; proteolysis; virion assembly
Molecular function (GO): nucleic acid binding; RNA-DNA hybrid ribonuclease activity; aspartic-type endopeptidase activity
Source: RefSeq, a predicted model, not a curated record